GAGGCGGGACCAGGCUCGAGCUCGAUCCAUUUUGAAAAAGAGCCAUAGUCUCCAGUUGCUGCUUCAUCUACCAAACAACAACAAGAACAGAGAACCCCCAAAUCCCGAACACCGAGCCAGUCUGCUUCAGCCUGUAGCCGGCCGUCCAGACAAGACGCCACUAUGAUGCGUAAAGACGUCAACAAGCCGAAGGGGAAGACGUCGGCCUACGCCUUCUUCGUCCAGACGUGUAGAGAAGAACACCGGAAGAAGAACCCGGAGCAGUCCGUCAACUUCGCCGAGUUCUCCAAGAAGUGCUCCGAGAGGUGGAAGUCGCUCACGGCCAGCGAUAAGAAGUGUUUCGAGGACAUGGCGAAGGCCGACAAGGUGCGCUACAACAGCGAGAUGAGAGACUACAUCCCACCCAAGGGCUUCGGCAAGAGGGGCCGCAAGAAGAAAGACCCCAACGCUCCCAAGAGACCCCCGUCUGCGUUCUUUGUGUUCUGCAGCGAGUACCGCCCCAGUGUGAAGCAGCAGUAUCCGGGUCUCUCUAUAGGCGACUGUGCCAAGCGUCUGGGGGAGAUGUGGAGCAAGCUGACCCAGUCGGACAAGCUGCCCUACGAGGAGAAGGCCCAGAAGCUACGGGAGAAGUACGACCGGGACAUGGUGGCGUACCGCGGAGGAGGAACAACGUAUGCUCGGAAUCCUGGCUCUUCAGCUCAGGGAGGAGAGGAAGAGGAGGAUGACGAGGGAGAGGACGACGACGAUGAUGACGACGAGUGAGAGAGAGAGUGUGAGUGCGAGAGCGUCUGUACAGUCAUUUUAAAGAUAAUCUCACCAAGCUUCAACCAUGUAACCCGUAGCAACCAGGUGUCCGAUCGGGGAAGCUGUGAGAUAUCAAAUAUAAACGUCCUCCUCAUUGUGUCUUUAAAGACAGACUGUCUCCUCUACCAGAGGGAGGACGGAAUAUAAGACAUCUUCUGACUUUUAAAGACCAAUUAGUAAGAAAAGAAUCAGCUGAUGUUCAAGUCUCUGACAGGUCACAUGACCAAACUGGAGUUUCUUUAUAAACACCUGAUUUAAAGUGUGUGUGUGUGUGUGUGUGUGUUCGUUGACCAGACAACAG
Molecule: messenger RNA, 1105 nt
Organism: Gasterosteus aculeatus aculeatus (three-spined stickleback)
Lineage: Eukaryota; Metazoa; Chordata; Actinopteri; Perciformes; Gasterosteidae
Gene: hmgb2b
Product: high mobility group box 2b
Biological process (GO): regulation of transcription by RNA polymerase II
Source: RefSeq, a predicted model, not a curated record